AUGGGCUUCUCCAUACCCUACUCUACGCGAUCGGAUGCUUCAAGAUAUCCCGAUAUUGGAUGCAUCAUUUGUACGCUCAUUGCACUGUACCUUUGCAGCUAUGUUAUAUACCAACGCUUCUUCCACCCGCUGGCCAAGUUUCCCGGACCUUUCCUGGCUUCCCUCACAGAUCUCUGGCAGGUGUCGGAAAUGCUCUCUCUCAAACAACCUUACAAUUUGACUGAUUUACAUGAGCGAUACGGUCAAUUUGUACGCUACGGUCCAGACAAAUUGAGCACCACCGCCGAAGACGCUAUACCCAUCGUCUAUCAAAAGGGCGGCAGGAUGUUUCCUAAGACCGAGUUCUACGACGCUUAUGGGGCGUAUGGAGCAACAUCACCGAACAUCUUUGGUAUGCGAGAUGAAGCAAUGCAUUCGAUUCGCAGGCGACACAUGUCCCACAGCUUUUCCAUCGCCUCCGUGAAGAAUAUGGAACCGCACUUGGAUGCGAACGUGAAAAUACUGACGGACAAGCUGGCCGGCUACUGCGAUCGCGGCGAGGUUUUCGAUCUCAAAAAGCUCAUACAAUUUUACGUCGUCGAUGUACUUGGAGAGCUUGCAUUCGGACAGUCUUUCGGUAUUCAGGAAAGUGGCAAUGAAUCACAGGUGCCACCAGUGGUCGAACACAGUCUCCUCGCCGCAGUUACAGGGUCCUGGCCUGCAAUGACUGUGACAUUGAAACGGUGGCUUCCAAAAGUCCCGUCGCGAACUUUAAGGCGCUUAUUUGAAGGGCGCGCUGCUGUUGUGAAGAUGGCCUCAGCGUGCGUUAGCCACCGUAUGGCGGCAAUGCAGGAUGCUAAACAGGGGAACGACGCAGCUUCAGCAACGCGAAAGGACAUCCUUACCAGCUUGAUUAAAGCGAAAGACCCCGAAAAUGGGGAGCGACUGACUCAAGCAGACCUCCAGACUGAGGCAUUUGGGUUCAUUAUUGCUGGCACACACACAACAAGUGCGACCACCUCUUUACUCUUCUACCAUCUCUUACACGCACCUCAAAUCAUGAAGAAAUGUGUGGCAGAGAUCGAUGCACAACUGCCGCGCCCCGGUGAAGAUCGAACAGUAUACUCAUUUGCGGAGGUGGAGACAUCGUUUCCUUAUUUAAAGCAAUGCAUCAAGGAGAACUUCCGUAUUACUCCUGUUUUCACCAUGCCCUUGGCUCGAAGGGUUCUGGCUCAUGAGGGAGUGACUAUUGCAGGGGAGCACAUUCCCGUCGGGACGUCGAUUGCAGUCUGCAAUCAUGCAUUUCAUCACAAUCCAAAGGUUUGGGGCAACGAUCACAAUCGAUUUGAUCCAGGCCGAUGGUAUCAGGCAGAGACGGCAGCGCGCUCACGAUACCUGAUGCAUUUUGGACUGGGAGGUCGACAAUGCAUUGGGAAGACUGUCGCCAUGACUAACAUCUACAAAUUGGCAAGUACUCUACUCAGAGAGUUUGACCUUACGUUGGCCGCAAGUGAGGAUCAGGGUGCGGAGUCGGAGGGACAGCCCUCGUUGGGGAACAUGCCUGAAUUGAUCAGUGUGAGCGUCAGUGAUAUGAAACAUCCGCUGAUGGUACGUGCUCGUAAAAGAAUUAUUGUCUGAGCCCUCGGAGCAUAAUUCGGGACAGCGAAGGUUUUCACGCAUCACCCGUUAUUUAUGUCUUGUAGUUAGCCUGAGAAUUCGAUCAAUAUUAC
Messenger RNA from Parastagonospora nodorum SN15, 1709 nucleotides. RefSeq lists its product as hypothetical. The record is from RefSeq and is a predicted model, not a curated record. The coding region runs from base 1 to 1617 and encodes 538 amino acids. The transcript has 4 exons. NCBI's taxonomy places the organism in Eukaryota, Fungi, Ascomycota, Dothideomycetes, Pleosporales, Phaeosphaeriaceae. Gene Ontology annotation, molecular function: heme binding; iron ion binding; monooxygenase activity.